Debaryomyces fabryi is the source of this 699-nucleotide messenger RNA. RefSeq lists its product as uncharacterized. The transcript has a single exon. The record is from RefSeq and is a predicted model, not a curated record. The coding region runs from base 1 to 699 and encodes 232 amino acids. Lineage: Eukaryota; Fungi; Ascomycota; Pichiomycetes; Serinales; Debaryomycetaceae. Gene Ontology annotation, cellular component: cytosol.
AUGGUUCAAAUUAUAGACAAUUUACUAGAAAAAUACAAGGAAAAGUAUCAGAAAGCGAUUACACAUCCCUUAACAAACGAAUUAUGCGAGGGAACUUUACCUGAUUUUAAGCUUUUCACAUACUUAACCCAAGACUUAAAGUUCUUCCAAUUAGGAAUGAACGUCUUUGGCAAAACCUUAGCAUAUUGUGACAACACCGAAUCAGCCAUUAUUUUAAGUAAACAAAUAGGCUUUAUUGCUAACGAUGAAAAUAAUUAUUUUGAUAAUUGUUUAUCUCAAUUGAAGGAAACCAGCAAACCCGAAUUGGAAAAGUAUUGUUCCAAAAUGUUGCUUGGCUCCAAUUCUCCUAUUUUACCUGAAGUUGAAGAAUACCUUUCGUAUUUAAAUUAUUUAGUGCAUUCAUCGCUGUCGUAUGUUGAAAUAAUCACAUUCAUGUAUUUAAUGGAGCAAGUCUAUCUUGGUUGGGCUGAUUUCCAUCUUCUCAAAGGAGACAUUCCCGAAGAUUUACAAUACAAGCACAAGGAGUGGAUCAUUCUUCAUAGUGGAGAUAAAUUUACUUCUUGGGUUGAAUUUUUAAGAAGAGAAGUGAAUAGAGUAGUCAUUUCGGAAGAUGAUCGUUCCAAGUGUGAAGGAGCGUUCUUGAAGGCUUUAGAUUUGGAAAUUGCAUUUUUCGAAUCAUGUUAUGCAUAUAAAGAAUAA